AUGGUCACCCUGGUGGGCGUCUUCUGGGGCUACAUCAUUCACGGCAUCGUCCACACAGAAGCUAGUGCUCAGGAAGAAGUCCUGAGGGACCUCGACGACUCGGACUACGCUGUCCCCAACUUGGUGUUUCUCACGGAACGGUCCAGGCGUCGCCGGCUACGAACGCCCGUCGUGGUCCUGAGACGACACCAGCCGCACAAUGCAUCGCAGACGCCUUCACUGCUGACUCGGCGCCUGAACAGAACGCGGACCUUCCGGCCUCGGCGGCGCGCCAAGACCACGCGCAAGCCCGUGUUCCAAUGGCGUUCCAAGGUCCUCGUGAGCCCCGAGGCGACGUCCGUGACCGACAGCACUGGCAGGCCACCGUCGGCGGCCGAGGAGGAGUCCGCUUCGCCGUCCCUGCCGCCUCCCGAGGUGACCUCCGGAGACAGCAACAGUGGAGGUGGCGAGAACGCCCUGUUUCCUGGCGAUGACGUCGAAGUCGGCAUCAGCGACGGCUCGAGAGAGACCGACUCUUCAAGCGGGCGAGGUGGACUUCUGGACCCUCAGGUGACCAUCGGAGACGCGUCCGACAACGACACAUCGUUGAUCGGCAACAAAACCGAGGUCACCCACUUCGCUGGACACGUGGUGGACAACAAUGGCACGUGGCAGGACAACUCGACUGGCGUAGGAACGCCGCAAGAUUCGUCACGCGAAUCUUCGGCCGACAAUUAUGAAGAUGACCGCAGUGACCCCGAUGGCACGGAGGAGGUCGUCUCUUCAAACGCCUUGCUGAGCGAGGACGAUGAACGGGCAGCAAAGGACGCUGUUGACCCCGAAGGGCGAAAUGACUCGUUGCAUCCCGCCCCAGUCGGCGAAGGGGCAAGAAAUGAUAGUUUAGCGAUGAACGUGACGAUAACGCUGAAGGUGAAUGUGGCAGCGAAUAUGUCUGAGGCGGUGGAGACUGUGGAAGGAGUCGUUAACGCCACCGAAACAGACUAUUACGACUAACGGUGUGCGUUAGAGAGCACUUAUUCUUGCCUGUGCUCAUUUCAUCAUCUUCCGUUGAUGAAAUUUCGUAUACCAUAAUGUCGAAUCAUUCAUCUUAUGUGUAUUGCCGCUACCACUCAUUAAACGUUUUUUUUCCCUUCCUUCUUUUUACUUCAGAUUUUCGCAGCUAUUGUACAGCCUCUCAGUCAAUUUUGUGGAGCUCGGUGAAUACAUCCGCCGUUUCGAUUAAAUCGUUUCCAUAAUUUUCCCCUUUGUCAUCACCAGAAUUAGGGGACAUUUGCAUGUAGCGUCAUCUCUGUGUCAAAGUUUGCUGUGCCACCCUUAUAAAAUGGCCAUAACGUUACCAGGCGAACAGAUGUUCUACUCUGUAAACAUAUGUAGACAUUUUAUACGCAUUCACAUAUUUAGAAAGCAUUGGAAAUAGGAGACCUUGUUCAUACUUGAGUAACAAUGCC
Molecule: messenger RNA, 1448 nt
Organism: Rhipicephalus microplus (southern cattle tick)
Lineage: Eukaryota; Metazoa; Arthropoda; Arachnida; Ixodida; Ixodidae
Source: RefSeq, a predicted model, not a curated record